UCACGUAAACAAGUAGCGGCCUAGCUAGCCUACCCUUGCAUUCGAGCAAUGAUGGUUUUUCUUUCAACACAGUAGCGGGUCCCCACUCACCCAGCCAUUGGUGGAAAUUUUUGAAGCAGCGCGCCCGUUUGGAAUAACGACAAAGAGGCUUCCCAAAACAAAAACCAAAAAGAUAAAAAGAAAAUAAACACACAAAUGCCGUGCCAGCCGAUUAGCCGACACGAAGCCCCAAAAUUUCUCUAGCACAAAAAAGGAAGACUGGAAGAAAAGAAAAAGUCUCUCUCUCUCUCUCUCUCUCUCUCUCUUUCUCUGUCAAUUUCGAAGCUCGUUUAUAACGGGGAGUAGCCGGUAAACCGGCGGGCAGAAGCCGGUUACUAAGAAGAGGUCGCCGUACGGGUGGUGGGCGCAUGGGUCGGACUUUGCCGUUGCCUGUUUCUCCAAGUCCUCGGCCUGGCCAUGGCAGUUGGUAAUGCAUUUAUAGUGUGUGAGUGUGAGUGAAAGUGUUGCUCUCUCUCUCUCUUUUCUUCCUUCUUCCUCCUAUUUUAUUUUCUCUCUCUCUCAUCAUCCGUCCGUCCCUUCUCUCCUUCCUUUGCUCCUCUUCCCUCCUCGAUUCCUGUGCUCUUCUUCUUCCGGCAGUUUCAAAUUCCUCUCCUUCCUUCUCCUCUCUCCUACUCCAUCGACGACGAUCCGGCCACUUUUCCGAGACGGAGGCGGUUGAUAAUUUUGUUGCAUUCUUUUUCUGCUUGGUACAGGUAAUCCAAGCUUUAACUCCAUAUGUUUGUUUUCAUUUCUCAUUUCAGUUAUCUUCGUUGUUCGAUUAUGGCGGAAUUCCUUCUUCUUUUUGAAUUUAUUUUACUGCGAUUCCGGUCUAGCAAGAAACUUCUCUUAUUUGGGUUUUUGGGGUAAUUGGAGACAUCGACUAGAAAGCUUUGCUGAAUUUGUGCCGAUUGGCAUUGUAUAAUUGGUUCUGAUUGAUUUCGCAGUUGUUUUUCAUUUUGGGGGGAAAGAACAUUGGAAAUUUGGAAUCAAUCAAAAAGCAUUUGUUAAUUGUAUUAACAACCUUAUUCAGGUGGAUUUUUUGGACUGUUCUUGACGAAGAGAGAGACUGGGAGGGGAAUUUAUAAAAAAAAAAAAAAGCGCACACACACAGACACAAACAAAGCAAGAAUGUUUUUCUUUGUUGCAGGGUUGAGUGUAAUGCUAUUGCAGCUUGGAAGAUGAAUUUUUAUUAUUAUUUUGGAGAAAGAAUCAUCUCGUCUCUGUUCUUAUCUGAAUCAAAACAGUAGUAGUGUAGUGUGUUUCAUUUAUUGCCUUCAAUUCUAGUCCGUGAUUCCACAUUUUCAAAUUAAAAAACUUUGGCUUCUCUCUCUCUCUGUCUACCCUCUAAUCUAUCUGUCUCAAAGAUGGCUGAUAAUAAAUAUUGGGGAUUGUCUGUUUCAUCUUCUUUUCCCUGACAGGCAUCCAUCCAAUUGCUUCUUCUGGGCUCUGUACACCGAUUUACUCUACUCCACUCUACUCCCUGACUGCAGCUCGGAAUUUUUACAACUUGAGCGCUGUUGAUCCAGAAACCCAAAUGAGUGUCUGAAAACCAUUUCGCCAAUUAGCAAUCACCCAUUAAAAAGCCCCCUCUGCUUCUUGUUGACACGAUGAAAAUUCCGUGCCUUUCGGGAUUGCUGGAUUAGGGUUCUUCUGGGGAUUAAGAGGCGGGUGUGAUUGUUGUGAGUUUCUUCUGCUAUUGGGUUGGGGGGGGGGGGAUUAGAGAGGGAGAAAAGAUACAAAAAAAGGUAUGCUGGAGGCCAGUGAGCUUUGCUCUGCUCGCAUGCUUUCACCUUUUAGGGACGAGAGUGGUGAUGAAGAGCUCUCCGUCCUGCCGAGGCACACCAAGGUCGUUGUCACUGGAAACAACAGAACCAAGUCUGUUCUUGUGGGCUUACAAGGCGUGGUCAAGAAAGCUGUUGGCCUUGGAGGCUGGCAUUGGCUGGUCUUGAAAAAUGGGGUUGAAGUGAAGCUGCAAAGGAAUGCACUUAGCGUACUGGAGCAUCCAACGGGGAACGAAGUGGGAGAUGAAGACGAUCUUGAUCUGUACAACAGCAGUGGCUCUGACAUUGGUGAAAAGGACCAUGAUUUCUAUAACGGCAGCCAGUUCCACAGAUUCAGCAAGCCUAGAGUUCGUCCGGCAGCAGCAAAGCACUCGUCCUGCUAUCCACCUGCAGCAGCUAAGUCGACGAAUCACAUCAGUUUUAGGGAUGUUCAGUCAAUUAUCCGUUCAUCUCAGAGAAAGGUGAACUUGGUGAAACUAGGGAAGGACUCGUUAUGGAGAUACUGCAAGCAUUACAAGCUGGCUGGCAUCAACAUAGAUUCACCGAGGGAACAGAUGCUCACCGUUGUGCAACAGCAUUUCCUUUCAAUGUUGCAGCAGCGACUGAACGAGAAGGACGUGAUCAUGGGAAUCGUCAUGCACUCAGCCAGGAGACGGAAACAGUUUGCAAAACCACCAGCCGCGAAGUGAGACGAGACUGAAUCAGUGAUGGAAGGCUGCUACUACUCAUUGUAACUAUUAGGAGAGUGAUAAUAACCCUAACCAUCUUUAUUUAGAUCAGGUCUAAUUGCAUGUGCUGAUGAUACUUGGGAGAUGACCUUUCUUUGCUCCUCUCCCUGGAUUCCAGAACUGACCAAUUUGGUCCCACCUUUCAUGUCCAUGGUUGGCUAUGAGAACUCUAGGUAUUUAUCAUAGGCUUUGUGAAGAACAAGUACUGCAAUCGUGAGAGCAGUUCGCUGUAGAUAUUUUGUUGAUAUGAUGAGAUCAAUAUUUCCCAGGUUGACAUUUUUCUUUUCGAAAUCGUCGUACGUUCAUGAUCACAAUCGUCUUUGAUGAAUUUGUC
Molecule: messenger RNA, 2882 nt
Organism: Linum trigynum
Lineage: Eukaryota; Viridiplantae; Streptophyta; Magnoliopsida; Malpighiales; Linaceae
Source: the annotation of a GenBank genome assembly